AUGUCUUCUCCGUUCGUCUACAGAAACGCGUCAUCGCGCCAAUCGAGACCGGGUCUGCGACGAACGACCCAAACUACCAGCAACCUACGCGGACGCACAUCUCCCAAGAGUCCUUCAAGGCGAAUCUUGACAGAGUCCAACUCGGUAACUGGCACCCCACUUACUCUGCGCAAGAGGAGCUCGACUGAGGCCGAUCGCGAACAGGACACAACAAGCACAUCAUUCAGCGACGACAAGGAGAACGGUUCUAGUCAAGAAGAUACGCUUGGUAGCCGACAUGUCUACACAAGGCAAGAGAAGCGCCGAAGCGGUGGAAGCAUGAUGAGCUUUAUGCCGCCACCUCAGAGCCCUAUGAAGAGAUCAGAGCCAAUGGCGGUAGAUUCGACCGAAAUCAUGAGCCCUUCUGCAAAACGGCGCAGUCUUCACGGUCCAAGCGUGGGCAGUGACUUCUUCAGCAUUUUCGAGUCAGACACACUAUCCAACGCCGUCCAUGAUAAUCGCUCUCAGGACGACAAUGACUGGCUGAGAACCGCGUCUCCCCUGCCCUCCUCGAGAUUUAGCACCGUCCCGAAGCGCGCAUCUUCACUCAGAAAAUCCACCAUACAGCAAAGGCAAGCCGAGCGCUCACCCUUCAACAUGAAAUUCACUCAACCGACCGAGCUGGAAAGCAGCCUUUUCAGCACCACUCCCUUUGGCAAGAACGAUAAAUCUCUUCGCAUGUCGCUGGACAACCACAUCGAUCCCAUGCCAAGAGAGAGUCCGUUCUCCGCUCAAGGUCAUCUGCUGAACGCAUCGAUUCAUCCGGCGACUGUGCAGCAUCAAAGCCAGCAAGAGGGGGUGCCCUCGUCAUCCCGACAUCCACUGUCACGCACAGUCACUCAGUCAUCAUCGACUACGAGCAUUCAGGAUGAUUCUCCGACUCACGAGCCAUUCCACAGACCAGCUCGGCCGAAGUCUCACGACUUCUCACGUUCGUUGCCUGCCGGGGCUCUCAAUCCGUUAGCAUCUGCAGACGUAUCAGAGCAUUCAUCGCAAAGCUCGUUCGCAACACCUGGUGCAUACAAAUCGGCCAAGCCUCUCCCAGCUGCCUUCAUGUCAACAGGUCUUAUAUCAAAGAAGAAUCGAAAUGCUGAAGAUCCUAAUGGCGGCUUGCCCAAAGCUCACAUGCCGGACACCCCAUGCAAGAGGCAUUCCGUGCUGCUUCCCACGAACAGAUUUGGCAACGUCAAAGGUGUCAUGAAGCAGAAUCGAGAGUCCUUCGGUAUGCCCGCGACGCCAGCAGAGGCACGAUCCAUCCGACCUUUGGCAUUUCAUUCCGGCAACGCUAUAGGUCUUGGAGCCCGUGCUACUAGACCCUCUCUGAUGCGCAAGAUGAGCUUUGCCUCCAUCGGCAGUGAAGCCAAGAAGAGCUCCCAGUCUCCUAGCCAAGGCCAGGACAGCCAGUCAACAGAGUCCGAUCUGUCUCCCACACCGACGAGGCACUUUGAUGAGCCGCUACGAGGUCUCUCAGUGUCUCCCUCGCCACGCCAUGGCCGUAAUUUGUCCGUGCCGAUUGCAGGGAGCAACCCGUUUCCAAGCAGUAAGUUAUUGCCUCCCAUUAUUCAGUCACCCGAGAGCGUCGAAGAUGCAAAUGACGGCACUGUGAACGGUUCGCCGUCUGCGAUCAUUGCAUCAAGGAUACCAGUCAGGAAGUCGCAAAACCCCAGCGCUUCUUUCACCAAAAAUCGUAUGCUGAAGAACAUGACAUCCCCAACUCCGCUGGCGAGGAGUGCCCUUGUUUUGUCUACCCAAAAGUCCCCUGUUAUGACACGUACUAAAAGUGGUUGUUUUACUCCAGUCACACCUCAUGGCGAUAGAGCCAAUCGAUACUCUCCUCAUACGCCUCAGGAGGGUUGCUUCCCUCCCGAUCCGAGCGGACUCUCCAUAUCUGGUCGACCAUCAACAAGGAAUGGCUUCACGCCGGCUAUCCCAGCCACACCAACUGGGCCUCGAGAGUACUUCAGCAAUUUCUCUCAUAGACCCAGUCUCGACCAGAAUGCAGCUCGUGAUGCGACCGCCGACAGCUCUCUGACCAGUCGCUUCGAGAAGGUGGAUCUCGUUGGAACUGGCGAGUUCUCCGAGGUGUAUCGAGUAUCGCAACCGCCUCAAUCCUCACCCUACCACAAGAUCUACGUCACCAACGGUCGCUCAUCGUCCCGCAGCUCGAUGCAGGAACGGGUUUGGGCUGUCAAAAAGUCACGACAUGCGUACACUGGAUACAAGGACCGACAACGAAAGCUGAAGGAGGUUGAGAUACUCAAAGUCUUGGGUCGAUCUGAGCAUGUCAUUGGCUUCGUCGAUAGCUGGGAGAACGAGGACCAUCUCUACAUCCAGACUGAGUUCUGCGAGGAAGGAACUCUCUCAGCAUUUCUCUCGAGGAUUGGCGCCAAAGCUCGACUGGACGAUUUUCGCAUCUGGAAAAUUCUUCUCGAGCUAUCCACCGGGUUGCAACACAUCCACGAUUGCGGCUUCAUUCACCUGGACCUCAAGCCAGCAAAUGUCCUGAUCUCUUUUGAAGGUGCGCUCAAGAUUGCGGAUUUUGGUAUGGCUGUACGUUGGCCUGCCGCAGCAGGAACCGAUGGUGAAGGAGAUCGAGAGUACAUCGGGCCGGAGGUACUCACGGGCAAGUUCGACAAGCCUGCCGAUGUGUUCGCACUAGGCCUGAUGAUGCUGGAGACAGCGGGCAACGUCGAGCUCCCGGACAACGGCGCAUCUUGGCAAAAGCUCCGGUCAGGAGACAUGAGCGAUGUGCCUAGCCUGACUUUCAGCUCUGACAAUAGUAUUGUCACAAGAGAUGCCUCUGGCAAUCCCGUCGACGAGGACUUGGCUGCCGAGAACGUGGAUCACGACAUGGUCGAUGGAGUCGAGAAUGCCAAGGACAUCACGCCACGCGAAGGAGAGCUUCUACAUCCACCACAAUUCAUGGUCGAUGCCGAGUAUCCUCAAUCCUUGGAUAGCAUUGUCCGAUGGAUGAUCAGUCCCGAUCCGCUGCAGAGACCUGUGGCUUCCCAGAUCUUGGCCACAGAAGGUGUUAGGUUUGUUGGGGAACGUCGACGAGCAGGUGCCACGGUCUAUGAAGGCAACUGGGGUCCAGCUGAUGAGAUCCUCCGACAGGACCACGAAAUGAUCGAUGUUUGA
Cyphellophora attinorum is the source of this 3177-nucleotide messenger RNA. Its product is annotated as Mitosis inhibitor protein kinase wee1. The transcript has a single exon. Gene Ontology annotation, molecular function: protein kinase activity; ATP binding. The record is from RefSeq and is a predicted model, not a curated record. NCBI's taxonomy places the organism in Eukaryota, Fungi, Ascomycota, Eurotiomycetes, Chaetothyriales, Cyphellophoraceae. The coding region runs from base 1 to 3177 and encodes 1058 amino acids. Gene Ontology annotation, biological process: protein phosphorylation.